Symsagittifera roscoffensis is the source of this 5101-nucleotide messenger RNA. RefSeq names its product neurabin-1-like. NCBI's taxonomy places the organism in Eukaryota, Metazoa, Xenacoelomorpha, Acoela, Convolutidae. Gene Ontology annotation, biological process: actin filament organization; neuron projection development; calcium-mediated signaling. The record is from RefSeq and is a predicted model, not a curated record. Gene Ontology annotation, molecular function: actin filament binding. Gene Ontology annotation, cellular component: actin cytoskeleton; postsynaptic density; dendrite. Bases 27 to 4118 code for a protein of 1363 amino acids. The transcript has 13 exons.
AAUUAUGAGCCAAAUAAUUUUUUGAAAUGUUUGAGAACUAUAACUCCGCUGGUCAGGAGACUCCAACCAAUAACCGUCUCUCGGGUUAUUCGGUGAAUUCUCCUCCCUUGCAGAGGAAAUCGCUUCCACCCAGAAAUCCAGAUGAUGAGUCGACAACAAGUUUGCGACCUAGUGAAAUGAGUGGAAGUUUGCCUUCGUCUCCAGCUGAAGUUACCUUUAGAAGAAUAGGAGGGAACCGAAAAGCUCGAGAAAGUUUUAACCGAUUAUCCGUCGAAUUUGAAGCAGACGCACCCGAAGAUGCGAAAACGUAUACAGAAAGGUUUGCAUCCGCAAAAGCGUUGUUUGAGAAUAUGACGCGAUCGCAUAUGCCUUCAAUUGAGUCCCCAAAUCGAACCAAUGUAUCGAAAGUUCCAAGAACUUCUUUUAAAAAUCGUUCUCCUAAUGGAACUAAGGUUUCACCUCCUGUUCCAAUCAAACCUGUCCAUGGAAUUUCAAAUAGCAACGCAUCUAACUCGUAUGCCGAAAAGUCAUCGCCUAUAACUUCAACUUUGAAUCGAUUGCUUCCAGAUUCGCCUAAAAGAUCAUCUUUUGUCGAUAAUAGUGACAACAUCAUAGACAGCUUAGGUCCUAGGUUAAGUCCUGAAGGUCAGGCUGAUCCGUCUCCGCCGACAUCAACUGGCGACUUGGUAGUGACCUCAGGAGAAUCUGUCAAUGAACAGCCGUUACCGGCUGAUCAUGAAGCAGAGCAACUCGAAACCGUUUCAGCUUUAAAAACAGAACUCGAAGUGGUAGAAUCUAGCGUGGAUACUAAAAAACCAUUCGAUGAUUCCAUUGAAGAAGAACCCACAGUUUAUAGCGGGUCAGUUGAAGAAAACUUCAUCCCCUCGUCUAAUUCGAUUAAACAAGAAACUGCGUUGGAAACAGAGGCUCGAACUGAAAAACCUGAACCCGAAGAAAAAAUAGCCAGUGAAAAUGACGAUAAAAAUAAAUUGUCGGAAAACAAAACUGCUGAUAUGCUAAAUUUAGAAAAAGAAGGCAAUGAUGAUACUGAGACGGAAAUGGGAGAUGAGACUGAAAGCGCGAAUGAAGACGAAUAUGAUUUAGGAAACGAGUUACCAGCUGAAUUCAACUUGGCAGAGGAUGCCAAAGAUGUAAAAAGUGACGUGGUUGAGUCAGAAAGCGAGGCAUAUGAGAAAAACAUUCUCGCCAACGUCGAAGCAGCAGAAGUUAUUGAAGAUCGCGACCAGUCAGAUAAUUAUGAGGAAAUUGAGGAGUAUGAUCCACCUGAUGAUGAAAGUCUUAUGUGGAAAGAGGUGUACGAGGGUUUACAAGAGGAAGAUGAAAUCGCCGGACUUCCCGCUCCCCUGGAAGAAGAUCUCUACGUAGUGGAUGAUGAAAUGACACGAAAAAAGAAAGUCGUAUUUUCCACAAGUAAUAUAAAGAUGUCAUAUACGUACUCGAUGAAUGAUCUUGACCGGAGGAAUGACCAGAUCGAUCCAGUGGGAGCAUCGGCCGAGUAUGAGUUGGAGAAGAGAAUCGACAAGAUGACACUGUUUGACGUGGAGCUGGACAAGAGCAACACUGGCCUGGGUCUCAGCAUCAUUGGCAUGGGGGUGGGUGCGGAUGCGGGUGUGGAGAAACUGGGCAUAUUCAUCAAGACUAUGAACCCCAAUGGAGCUGCUGCUCAGAGCGGAAAAAUCUGUGUGGGGGACAUGAUCAUAGAAGUGAAUGGACAGAGCCUGGUGGGGGUGACACAGGUGUUCGCAGCCACAGUCCUCAAGAGCACCGAGAGUGUAGUCAAGUUCAAGUUGGGUCGAGAACAGGAAAACGGAGAGAUUAGUCGUCUGUUGCAUGACGCACACGCAGAGGAACAGGCGGUGUCUGCGGCACAUCAAGGUAUGAACAACCACCAGCACGGACACACACCCUCAAACACUGCCAGCACUGGCUCGGCCGGCGACUCAGAAUCUUUCGCGCACGAUGGUUACAGUGAGUCUGUGGAGGACCUCUUGCCGACGGCCGAGAACUUCGAGAAGCUCAAGAUGAUGUACCAAUACAGUGAAAGCACUCGGGCGAUGUUCCAAGAAGAACGGGAACAAGCUCUGAUGCAGUUAGACAGAAUCCAGUCUGAACGAGAUGAGCUGGGAGGCCGAGUGAUCCCACGUCUUGAGGCUCAGAUAGCCAGUGUGCAGGAGCAGCUGCAAACUACACAAGCUAGAAGAGACGAACUGGAAAAGAAGUACACGAAAGCGAAACGACUCAUCAAAGAUCUUACCACCGAAUCGAACGAAAUGAAGGAACACGUGAGAUCUGUCAAGGAGCAAAUGAACUCGAUGAAAGAGGAAUUUCAAGAGGAGAACUUCACGCUGCAUGAAAAGAUUGCGCUUCUAGAAGCCCAACUGCUGCAACAGGCGUCGACCGUAACCCAAAUGCAAGCUGCAGGAAAUUCUUCUGUUAAUGUAGCUGGAGAACAAGUGACUGCAGGAGGGUCGAGUGACGUCAGUGUCAGUCAUGAUUCAGUAAGCGGGUUGCAUUCUGGGAGAGACGAUGUUGUGAACCAGACUCCGGUGAUAGGAAUUGAGCUGGAAAGCAGCCAAGCAAAAGAUCGACACACUGAAUUGAUGACUGAGGCGAGGACGAGGAGCAGCUACGUGGAGUCCCAGUUCAACCAGGUCAUCCAACUCCUCGAGACCCCUCCUAGGAGAUUCCAUAACAGGUACGAUGAUGGAAUGAUCUCUGACGAUGACAUGUUGGACAGCAACAGCCAAGCAGAAAACAGACUCAGUCGCAACAGCAACUCAUUCAAUCCCCUUCCCAACAACAACAGACCCGUGUCCACGGCAUCUACAGCCUCAUAUACCAACAGUCAGAUCGACCAACAACACACCCCCAAUCAGAACAGGAACUACACAUCCCCAAACGAGGACAGUAACUCACACACGUCUCAAUACUCUACGCCACAAGCGAAAUCAACAGCUAGUAGUCAUCGCAAACAGACGAAUGGAGGAACCGCGAAUGUGCAGCAAACUGCACCUAAAGCGUCAAGUCCAAACGAGAAAGUUAUCUCGCGCAAGCUUCGUUUCUUCAAGAGCAGUUCAAUACCUGAAAACGAGGAAGGCGAAACCCCCACCCAAAAUGGGCCGGCAAUAACUCUGCCCCCUCUCAAAUUAAACCAACAAGACAUAGCAUCGCCGACGUCUCAAUCGUCAUCGAACGCAAAUGAGAAAAGUAUUGACGUUUCGCUGUUGAAGUACAAAGCGAGACUCGUGAAAAGUAGCCGCUCGAUGGCUCGUAGACUUCUGCCGUCUCGUCAUCGAAAUAACCGGUCGGCAGCUCGCUGCGGAACAAAUAAUAAUAAACAGGACAACAGUGACACGUCAUCUACUGGAUCCGGCUCAGGAGGUCAUCACAGUUCAAGCAAUUACCACUCCUCGCAGCAGCACCAGUACAAGAGCAAGAAUGGAGGAGUAGGAGGGGAUGCCCAUGUGGUCGGUGUCGGGUUCCAUCACGAGUUCCAGACAUCGAAUAGCUCCUCACGCAGCUUCGCAGAGAAGCUCAGGUCAUCAUUCACCAAGCAGGGAAAGUACACCGUUAAUGUCGGACCCACGUCUCCUACGUCACAUCAAACGGGCUCUGCGAACUUCAUCCCAAACAGUCCCAAUGCCGCAACGGGGUCCCAUGACAGUAAUUUCAGAUCUAGCUUCGAUCAUGAAACGAUAGAUGGGCAGCCGGGAUUUCCGAGGGAGGCAUCGGCCGAGUCCUUCACAGACUCCAAUGACAUGAACAAUGACUCAUCGAUCUGUUCCUCUGUCUCCCAAAACCAGAUGGGCGGUGGAGGCACUACUGCUGUCAUCCGCACAGAUCCCAAACAGAUGUUACUGAAAUUGAACCUGCUGAAGCUCUAUCCGCUCUUCCAAAGACAUCACAUAGACGGGACUAAUUUACACGAGCUAGUGUCUUCCGAAAAACUCAAGGAAAUUGGAGUUGUGGAUAAGAAAGACCGUGAGUUGAUCAAGCAACACAUUAAGGAGAUGAAUAAAAUCAUCAACAGGGACUCCAAACUCAAGUCCAAAUCGAAAACAAACAAUCAGUUUCUCCCCUCAGCCACGGCAAAGUAAAUAAACAAAUCAUAUGCUACCUUCAAAUCAAACUUCACAAUACCUGUUUCAUCCUUCUGGAAUUAAUGAAUAAAAAGCUGAAAUUUCUUUUAAAACUAGACAACGUUUUUUAAUGAAAAGUGAAUUGAAGCUUGGGAUUAAAAGGAUAGAAAUCUCUAUUUUUGUAGCUUGAGCUAACCAUUCAUAAUUCGAUUUAGUUUGAUUUUUAAAAAGUAGUUCCUAACUAGCUCCGUGGAGAGUGCGAUCCCAUUUCUUCCCAGUCGUAGACUAAUGAUGUCUCAUUUUGACUCUUUCUUCUCUCCCAAAAACCUUCUCAGUGCUCUCUUGAACUCAAGCGUGAAAUCAUUAUCCCUCUCAUAUUAGUAGUCUAUUGUAUCUCUACUCAUCAGAACUCACAAAAUUCUAGAUUAGACUAGCGAAAUAGUUUUUUUGAACCUCUUUAAAAAUAAUAUUUUAGGCAAUGUUAUUAAAUGUGCAGCCAAAAUUUGGUUCCAAGUAUGUGUUAAAUUGGUUCAAUUGUUUUGCUAACGAAGAAACUAACAUCGAAACAAGGAUAGAAAUAUCUAAAUGAAAACUCAGUGCUGUAUUUUCUAACAAUAUUUGAUUCUGAUUCUAUUUUCAAUGAUCUAUUGUGGCAGAUUUAACUGUUUUCGAAGCUUUUCUUCUUUUGAUUUCAGGUGUAAAUAACAUAAUUAGAUCAAACAGUUUGCCUGUUCUUCGGUGCGCCCAAAAUCAUAUUUUGUAAACUAAAUUAAUGACUCGUGCAAUCAAUUUAAUCGAAGUAAAAAUAAAUUAUUUGCUUCUCUCACCUUUACUUUAUUAGAAAAAUAAAGAAAAGGAAGCUGGCUCAGCUUUGAUCCAAAAUCGUGAAUGAUUUAUAUGUGGACACUUCCUUUCUGUCAGUAGUGAUAUUUCUAAUUAAAUGCUAAAUUGCUCCUAUUCUGGUGGUUCGUAACUGAAAUCAAUUUCAACUAUUUCGAUAA